Messenger RNA from Hypomesus transpacificus, 3147 nucleotides. RefSeq names its product CD166 antigen homolog. The record is from RefSeq and is a predicted model, not a curated record. Gene Ontology annotation, cellular component: plasma membrane. The transcript is spliced from 16 exons. Bases 210 to 1913 code for a protein of 567 amino acids. Lineage: Eukaryota; Metazoa; Chordata; Actinopteri; Osmeriformes; Osmeridae. Gene Ontology annotation, biological process: cell adhesion.
AACCUACCUAGCUCUCUCGACUGAUUCGCUCUCCCGCAUUUCACCUGUUCGCCUUCUGAAGUGAAACACUGCAGGAUCUGAACACAUAAAGUGAAUGGUUAAAUUACAAUAAUUGUAAACUUAGUCAAAUUCCAUAAAACCUUACAGAGAAUCAUUAACUCGUGUUAACCGAAGAGCAAAAUCUACUUGGAUCCGUGCCACUCACAAGGAUGCACUUUUCUGUCAGCUUCGUCGGUGCUCUUCUUGUCGCGACAAUCUAUCAAGUGAGUGGUCUGAGCAAAAUUAUUGGCCAGUAUGGAACCACCAUUGUCAUUCCGUGCCAUAACCAGGGUACAAAUUCAAAGGACUUGUUCAUGACUAAAUGGAAAUAUGAAAAGAGAGAUGGAAGUUCUGGAGACCUGCUGGUUAAGAAGGCAGGCCUGAACAUCUCCAUCAUUGCCACAGAUGACUACAAGGACCGCGUGAGCAUGGCCGAAAACUCCAGCCUGCUCAUUUCUGAUGCAACACUGGGUGACCAGACAACCUUCACCUGCAUGAUGGUGGAAGGAAAUGACAUUGCAGAAAACCGUGUGGAAGUGGUUGUCCAGAAGGCUCCCUCCAAACUGGAAGUAUCUGGCCAAGUUGAGGAGCUAGAGAUUGGCAAACUAACCACGAUGGGGAAUUGCAGAGCACACGAUGCCAAUCCGCCCGCAGACGUCACAUGGUUUAAGAACAAGAGACCUCUGGUGGCUGAUGGGAAAGGGAUCGUUGUCGAAACCUCAGUUGAGGUGGACUCCAUCACGGGCCUUUCAACCACCUCCUCCAUUCUCCAGUACGCUGCUGAGAAGGAGGACACCGACACUCAGUUCACCUGCGGCUCCCAUCACCCUGCUGGGGAUGACUUGGUAACAGCACCUGAGACCUUCACUGUCACCUACCCGACAGAGAAGGUCAGCCUGGAGAUUAUCCCUGAUGACCCUGUGUUGGAAGGAGACAAUGUGACUCUGAAGUGCAAAGCCGAUGGAAACCCUCCUCCAACCAGCUUCAACUUCUACAUCCAAGGUGCGGUGGUGAAAGUGGAGAACUCGGACACCUACGUUCUGACUGAUGUCACGCGCGACAGCACUGGUGAAUACAAAUGUGCUCUUAUCGACAACAGCAACAUGGAAGCUUCUGAAAACAUCACUGUUAACUACCUGGAUAUGACCUUGAGCCCCUCUGGAAAAGUCAUAAAGAGUGCUGGAGAAAGUUUGGAUCUGACCCUCCAGACCGAUGCAUCAGGAGAACCUAAAGUGUCCUGGACAAAGGACCAUAAGAAACUGGACAAGAAGCCCAAGUUUGACAAACUGACGUUCUCUGACUCUGGUUUGUAUGAGUGUGAAGUCGCCAUUGGCACUCUCGUCAAAAAAGAUUCAUUUGAAGUCGUUGUUGAAGGGCCCCCUGUCAUCCAGAGGUUGAUUAAACAGCGUGGUGAGGAUGGUCAGCACAAGGUCCUGGUGUGCGAGGCUGAAGGUUCCCCCAAGCCCAGCGUGGCCUGGAGCAUCAAUGGAACCUUGCCUUAUGAGAGUUCCUUCAUCAAUGGGAAGAUUACCCACAAGCUCACUAUUGUGCCUGUUGUGAAUCUCACUGUCUCUUGCACGGUGUCCAAUGAUUUGGGCCAAGCUACCAAGGCCAUAAAUGUGUCCACUUUAUUUGAGGAGGUGAGAAUGGAUAAACAAGAUCAGUCAGAUGAAAAUGACCAGACCAAGCUGGUGGUGGGCAUUGUUGUGGGUCUGCUCCUGGCCACGGUGAUCGUUGGUUUGGCAUACUGGAUCUACAUGAAAAAGUCCAAGCAAGGAACCUGGAAGACUGGUGAGAAUGAGGAUGGAUCUUCUGAAGAGAGCAAGAAGCUGGAGGAGAAGCUGGAGGAUAACAGCCAAAAAGCUGAGGUUUAAUGUCAUCUUAAGAGGGUGAGGAAGCAGCGACCAGAAGCUUUUGCACACUUCUGCUCAGAUUUGAAGAGGGGCAUUGCCUUUGGAUUCAGGGAGACCCUCCCCCAAAAGCAUAUCCACAAACUUUUUUUCCGCUAUUAAAAACAGCCUGUGUGAAUGCAUAUGCGGUGUACAUAAUGUCUGCACUAACUGAUAAAAAUGUGUAAGCUUCCCUAUUAUGAACGUUUUGUUCAAGUACUAGUUAAAAGGAAUGUGGGAAACUGAAGAAAAUACAACUUAAUGUGUUGGCUUUGUUUUGGUUAUCACUAGUAGAACUACUACUAGACCAGUUGCCUUUUCUGUAACAAUGUGUUCAUUGGCCUAUUACCUCCCUUAUCCUCAAUGCAAUAGGAGGUUCUGAGGAACUUGUGUUGUCCCAUCUUACCUACAAAUCAUCACAAAUUCUUCUCCAAACUAAUUGUUUGUCUCAAUAGUCCAUAGAGUUGCUUUCAUCAUGGUCAUCACAGAAAAACAGUUUAUAAAAAUUGAAAUGGCUCAGGAUGUGUAAUUAUACUUUGCUUUGAUUACAGACUGUAAUAUGACUUGUGUCAUAUGGCAGCAUAUGUGACAUAUGCUGUACAAAUGAUUUUGUGAGAUGGUGCAUGGUCCUUAAUUUUAUCCUAUACAUUUUAGAUAUCUAAUUGUCAGACAAUUGAGUGAACCUGCUAGGAAGCUCACUAGACCAUAUGUCUGCGCAUCGGUGUCACAUUGAUUUUGGACACUGCAUAACAAAAAAAAUCUGUGUUUUUGUCGUGCUAGGUCAUUUAUGUGCUCUGUCUGUUUUGUGUAAAAAUAUGAAUUAUCAGCUGUACACUUCACAAUUUAGGUCAAGGUUAUCUGUGAGCAUUUACUGAAUAUGUAAAUAUAGCAAAGCUGGAUGUAAUUGUUUUAUUUGACCUUUUUUGCUAUUUAUAUUGUUCAAGAUUAUUGUUCAAGGUUUUAUUUUCUUUUAGAAGAAAUCAAUUACUAUCACUAAAUUCACAUCUUAGAUUAAAAGGUAUUGAACAAUUACUUGCAGAAAUUUGAAUGUUAGAUUCACCACUUGAUACAGUAUUUUAAACUGAUGAGCCGCUGUUUGCUAACUUUCAUGUAAAACCAUCAAAUUGGAAAAAGACCAAAGAGGCCAUUGCCAUGCAAGUACUGUAAAUACUGACUUUUGUUUUUGUACUUUUGUUUAAAAUAAAGUGUACAUUUUGAA